AUGCAGCUCAAGUCUCUCCUCCCUCUGGCACUUGCCAGCAGUGCUGUGGCCCAGUCCAGCAUGCCCAGCUUGGCAGAUGCUCUGGCUUCUCAGAAUGCCUCGCUCUCUGUCCUCAAUGGUCUCCUAGCCACGCAGCCCGACCUCGUCAAGUCUCUCUCCAGCGCCUCCAACGUGACCAUCCUGGCGCCCAACAACGCCGCCCUCUCCAAGCUGCUCAACUCGUCCAUGGGCGCUGCCCUGGCCACCAACAAGGAGGCCCUCACCAGCGUGCUCAUGUACCAUGUCCUCAACGGCACGCACUACGGCUCCGACUUCACCAAUGCCUCCAUGUUCGUCCCGACCAUGCUCAACAACCCCAUGUUCUCCAACGUGACGGGCGGCCAGCGCGUCGAGGCCAAGCUGUCCUCGGGCAAGGUCACCUUCUUCUCGGCCCUCAAGGAGAACUCGACCGUCGUGACGCCCAACCUCAACUUCACCGGCGGCGUCAUCCACAUCAUCGACUCGGUCCUCUCGGUGCCCAUGAACGACUCGGCUACCCUCGUCGCCGCCAACCUGACCGCCGCCGCGGGUGCCAUCAAGCAGGCCGGCCUCGGCGCCAACCUCACCAUGCUCAAGGACGUCACCAUCCUGGCCCCGUCCAACCAGGCCUUCGCCGCCAUCGGCUCCCUCGCCGCCAACCUGACGACCGAGAUGCUGUCCCAGGUCCUCCUGUACCACGUCAUCCCUGGCGUCGACUACAGCCCCAUGAUCAAGAACGGCACCAUGGUCAAGACAGCCGGCGGCAUGAACGUCACCUUCACCGUCGACAACGGCACCGUCUACGCCAACUCGGCCAAGGUCGUCCUGGCCGACGUGCUCGUCAGCAAUGGCGUCGUCCACGUCAUUGACGGCGUCCUGAACCCCCAGAACAGCACCGCCAAGCCCAACCCCUCCGCCAGCACCCAGGAGCCCGCCUUCACCGGCGCCUCCAGCGCCAGCGGCGGCGGCGUCCCCUUCACCUCGGGCAUCCCGGUCCCGACUUCGACUGCCCCGGCCGCCACUGGUGCGACCUCGUCCACCAAGAACGCCGCCCCGAUGAUGACCGGUGCUGUCGGCGCUGCUGCUCUGUUCGGUGGUGCCGCCGUCCUGGUCAACUUGUAA
This is a messenger RNA of Thyridium curvatum, 1140 nucleotides long. RefSeq lists its product as uncharacterized. The transcript is spliced from 3 exons. Gene Ontology annotation, cellular component: fungal-type vacuole membrane. NCBI's taxonomy places the organism in Eukaryota, Fungi, Ascomycota, Sordariomycetes, Thyridiales, Thyridiaceae. Bases 1 to 1140 code for a protein of 379 amino acids. The record is from RefSeq and is a predicted model, not a curated record. Gene Ontology annotation, biological process: macroautophagy.